CGGGGAUCUGGUCCGCCUUGGCGGCGGGGUGUUAAACGGCGAGCUGCCGGCGACGCCACAGUCUCCUGCCUCUCGGGGAAACAGGGCGGCACCGCCGGGGAAUGCGAUGGAGCUAAGAAAGCGGGCUGUUCUUUGCUGGAAUUGCCGUGGAACACGAGCCCAGAGCACCUGGGUGAGCGAGGGAAAGAGCACCGUUCACUGGCUAGGGCUGUACUGUACACGAACACCGCAAUGUGCCCCCCGCCGCAGUUUGAUGCAGGGGCCUGUCGUGUGAACUAACGGAGCGGCUAAUGUACCGGGACUUCUAACUGCCGCCACCAGCUGCUUCCAUCACAGUGCAUCCCGAAGACAUUAGCCCGCCGGUGACGCCUGCUCGGGGAGAUCUGCAAGAGCAAGCAAUGAGGUCAUCCAGAAAUCAGAUCACACGUUUCUGCUCCACAACGCGUUGGAAUUUUACCCAAGAUUGCGCUGGCUGCAUUGGGUCUUAUGAUGCAGUGAACCCUACCGCUGUUUUCCUACACCUAGAAUUGUAUUAAAGCACUGGAAUGUUUGCCUGCAACUCUGAUGGCCCUUGACACCUUUGAUGUCGUACCCGCAGAUGCCAACCAAGCAGUCGCUGAGUACGUCUGUGUGCAGGGAGUCACACUGGAAGUGUCUGAUCCUCUCGCUCCUAAUGUAUGGCUGCCUGGGGGCCGUGGCCUGGUGCCAGCUAACUCGGGUCACCAAGCUCAGCUUUGACAGCUCCCUGAAGGGCAAAUCCAUGAUCUACCAUGACAGCCCCUGCUCCAACGGUUACGUGUACAUCCCGCUGGCCUUCCUGGCGAUGCUCUACAUGGUCUACCUGGUGGAGUGCUGGCACUGCCACGCCCGCAGCGAGCUGCAGUACAAGGCGGACAUCGACAGCGUGUACGAGCGCAUCGGCCGCAUGCAGCGGGCCACCCCCUGCAUCUGGUGGAAGGCCAUCAGCUACCACUUCGUCCGCCGCACCCGCCAGGUCACCCGCUACCGCAACGGCGACGCCUACACCACCACCCAGGUCUACCACGAGCGGGUCAACACACACGUGGCCGAGGCCGAGUUCGAGUACGGCCGCUGCGGUGUGCGCGACGUCUCCAAGCAGCUGCUGGGCCUGGAGCGCCACCCGGCCACCCGGCUCCGCUUCACCAAGUGCUUCAGCUUCGCCAACACCGAGUCGGAGAACUGCUACCUGAACCAGCGGGCGCACUUCUUCAGCGAGGUCGAGGGGCUUGACGAUUACAUGGAGGCCCGCGAGGGCAUGCAGCUUAAGAAUGUGGACUUCAAGGACUACAUGAUGGUGUACGCCAAUCCCGACCGCCUACCCUGGUACAUCACCCACUACGCCUUCUGGGCGGCUGGCCUACUGAUGCUGUCGUGGCCCCUCCGGGUCCUGGUCGAGUACCAGACUGCCUAUGUGCAUUACCAUGUGGAGAAGCUCUUCGGCCUGGAAUACACGGCAGCCACUCCGAGUGACGAGGUGGGACUGUGCUCGCCCGUGGCCCGGGUGGGCACGGUGGACAGCACCGAGCUGGAGUGGCACAUCCGUAGCAACCGCCAGCUCAUCCCCAGCUACUCGGAGGCCGUGCUGAUGGACCUGGCCUCGCUCUCCAUCUGCAACGGCUACUCGACCUGCGGCAUCGUGCGCACCGACUGCGACGGCCGCUCCAGCAGCUCCUCCAUCUUCUCCCGCAACGUGGGCCGCAGCCACUCGCGCUUCUCGCUGGACACCAGCCGCUUCUCGCUGUGCCGGGUGCACGGUUCCGGCCGCACGGGCCUGUGGCGGAGCCGCAGCAGCAACCUCAACGAGCGCUCCCGCGAUGACCAGUGCCGCUCCUACUCCAGCCAGCUGGCCAUCAGCGACAGCCCACCCAACUACCACGACGCCCGCUUCUUUCCCGUGCUCAUUGUCCACCGUUCCUGCCAGGGCCGGGACGGGGACGGGCACAGGUAUUAUAUCCGACGGAACUCCUGCCUGGAAACAUCCUUGUGACCCCCCCCCACCCCGCCCCCGCACUUGGUCCUGUCCAGAUACACCUCCCACUCCUCAUCUCUGUAACCUCCUGUACCUUUGUCCUCUGGGAUCACAGCACUUCUCCUGUUCUCUUCUGCUUGAGCUCCCAAGUUCUGGGAUCUUCUUUCCAAACCUCUCUUCACCACAUUCUUCCCAAUUUCACGGUCACCUCCCCUCCUGUCUACAAACCCUCUCAUAUUCAAAACGUGCUACGUUGUUUACCAGCACAAGCCGAGGAAGAUUUCUCCCCCUCCCUCAGCAGUGACCCCCCCGUGGGGUUGGUCAGUGCCAGAUUUGUGGUUUGUGCCCCCUCGUGGUUAGGGUUCUACCACAGAUUUAAACCCCCAAAUGAACUACAAGCCUGGGAGAACAUCUUGAAUUUCUUUCAGAAGUAGUCAAGUGCUGACUCCCAAAAGGUUGCAGCAGGAGUUUUCUGGUUAAAAUCGUUUCAGCAAUACACGGGGGAAGAGAAGGAUAAGCUCAUUUGCAGACUUGUUGUAUUUGUGUUACUACAGUCAGAGGAACUGAGAGAUUUGAUCUAAGUGGACGGACAACUUGCAAGACUCAACCACAUACGUUCAAACAAGCAGUCUACUUUUGGUUUGACUUUAAUGUAGAUCCUGCCAAACAUCCUGGCCCUGGACACUCAAUCUAAAGUGUGGGUGGUGUAAAACUGAACACAGAUAAGCUAAU
Messenger RNA from Hypanus sabinus (Atlantic stingray), 2722 nucleotides. RefSeq names its product transmembrane protein 151B. The coding region runs from base 584 to 2008 and encodes 474 amino acids. The transcript is spliced from 2 exons. Lineage: Eukaryota; Metazoa; Chordata; Chondrichthyes; Myliobatiformes; Dasyatidae. The record is from RefSeq and is a predicted model, not a curated record.